AGUAUUAUAAACGGCGUCAGCGUCGGCCGUUCCCAUCCUGCGGCGACGCUUCCGAAUUCCGUCCAGAAACGGAUCAAAGCCGGUCAUCAAUCGAUUCAAUCCCAUCGAAAGAAAAACGGGAAAGAAAAGAGAAAAAAAACAAAAGACGUAAAGGAAAACAACGGGCGACGCAAAGCAAACUUUAAGGGGAGAAAAAUAAUUGAAGAAAUAAAGAAACAAGUACGACGCGAGCGUAUAUGUUUAUAUAUAGACGAAAGGAUAAUUGAUGUUCGGAUUGGAAAAGCGAUGAGCGCGUGACUUAUUUAUUUAGCGUGGUCGCAAUGAGCGGGACAGGAGCGACGGACGAACAGGAUUCGAGGAGCAUCUUGGAUGAUCAGAGGGUGCCGACGUCGCGACGCCGACGCUUCGUCUCCUGCUUCAAGAUCAGACUGAAGGCCAUCCUCAUGUUUCUGCUGCCAAAGAAAAUCGCCGCUUUCUUCGAGCCGAAACGAGACGUCGUCAAAAUCGAAUCAGCCAUAAAAUCAGCAAUUCUCAUCCAAAGAUGGUACAGAUUGCAUCGGGCCUCAUUGGAGCUGAGGAAACGUUACACUUGGACGAUUUUCCAGAGGAUCGAAUAUUCCAGCGAACAUCAUCAGAUCCAGGUUUACAACUUUUACCGAUGUCUUCUGAACAACAUUCCGAUCGUCAAACAACUUGCCGAGACCAGAGUGGAGAACGCGUCGAUAGAUCUGCUCAACAUGAAGAUGUGGAACGAUGCAGAGGCGCAAAUCCGCGCCGAUAAGAAGUACAAGGGAAUCCACGUAAACUUCCCAAUGCGGAAGGCGGACCUGCACAACCUGAUUCAACACUUCAACGAUCGCAAAAAGCCGAAAUUGCACGCUUGCUAUGUCGCCAAGAUCCUGAUCGAAGCUGUAUUCCAUCUGAGGAAACUGCCCAAUAUUAAUGUACUUCACAUGAACGUCUCACAAGAAUUCACAGUGUGCGGUGAUAUUCACGGACAACUCGAUGAUUUACUCCUUAUCCUGCAAAAGAACGGUUUACCGUCGCAGGAGAAUCCUUACAUCUUCAACGGAGAUUUUGUGGAUCGCGGUAAAUGCGGUUUAGAAGUCCUUCUAAUACUUCUCUCCUGUUUACUGGUAUUCCCCGAGGGAAUGUACUUGAAUCGAGGAAAUCACGAAGAUUUGGCCGUCAACGAGCGAUACGGAUUCUACGCGGAAGUCGAACUAAAAUACCGGCGACACAACAGCAAUCUGUUCAAAUUAUUCGAGGAAUUAUACAGAUGGUUGCCCUUAGCAACUGUCAUCGAUGAUCGAAUAUUCGUGGCGCAUGGUGGGAUUUCCGAUCGCACCGAGCUCGGCAUCAUCAGGAAUGCCAACAGGUCCAGGUUCGAUUCCAUUUUGAGACCAUCGGAAAUGAGCCAAGAGGAUAUGUCCGAAGAGGAUAAGAAGAUUUUCAACGAUGAAUGGACACAGGUCAGGGAUUUGUUGUGGAGUGAUCCAGCUUCUACAGAUGGUUGUGCUGCCAAUAAGAUCAGAGGUGCGGGAACGUUCUUCGGUGCGGACGUUACCGAAGAGUUCCUCCUUCAGAACGAUUUCGAUCUGCUGAUCAGAUCGCAUGAAUGCAAGGCGGAUGGGUUCGAGAUUACACAUCGGAACAAAUUGAUAACGAUAUUCUCGGCCUCAAAUUACUACUCAGUGGGUUCGAACAGAGGAGCUUACUUGAAAAUCUUCGGUUCGGACUUGAAGUACAAGGUGGUGCAAUUCAACGCGAGCCGCGCGAAGAGACUUACCUUCCGUGAGAGGAUCGAUGUCGUCGAAGCUUCGGCCAUCAGAGAAUUGUACAGACACAUCGAGAUCAACAGGACGAAGCUUCUGGUCGCCUUCAACAAAUUCGAUCCUGAUAACGACGGUGUUAUUAGCUUGAAGGAUUGGUGCAGCUGCAUGGAAAAAACGACGGGAUUAUCGUUGCCAUGGCGAUUGUUACGAGAAAAACUUGUUACGCAGGACGAGAGAAGUGAGAUGAUUCUCUACAACUCGACGUUUUCCAAGUACAAAUACUCGUUGAGCAAUAAUGGUGAAGGUGUUAUGGACAUUUUAUACGAUAACAAAGUAAGAUUGCAGAAAAUCUUUCGAAUCAUCGACAAAGACAAUGCAGGUUACAUUUGUUUGGAGAAGUUGCUGGAUGCGUGCAAUGCCAUCAACGAGAGGUUACCGAAUGCGGUGAGCACCGGUGAUCUGGAUGCGUUUUUCAAUUUGAUGGAUACUAAUAAGGAUGGAGGCAUCGAUCUGAAUGAAUUCCUGGAGACUUUCAGGAUAGCCAAUGCAGGAUCAUCGACGAAAGGUGAAUUACCUGAAGUCGUUGGUCACGUUGAUCUGGACCAAGUGGACAUCGUGGAAUCUCCGUAUUCCGAUGAAGUCGAAAUUUAAAUUUGGAAUCACAGAAUUAAGUCUUUUUAAGUAUAUAAAGUCUACAAGUCAAUGGGCCAA
Nicrophorus vespilloides is the source of this 2486-nucleotide messenger RNA. RefSeq names its product serine/threonine-protein phosphatase rdgC (gene rdgC). Gene Ontology annotation, biological process: detection of stimulus involved in sensory perception. The record is from RefSeq and is a predicted model, not a curated record. NCBI's taxonomy places the organism in Eukaryota, Metazoa, Arthropoda, Insecta, Coleoptera, Silphidae. Gene Ontology annotation, cellular component: nucleus; cytosol. The transcript has 14 exons. Bases 321 to 2426 code for a protein of 701 amino acids. Gene Ontology annotation, molecular function: calcium ion binding; protein serine/threonine phosphatase activity; manganese ion binding.